AAUACCAUUCUGUGCAAAUGAUCGUUUGUCAUGAUCACGCACCACGGCUCAUGCAUUUUUAUGAAAUCAUUAACCAGCGGGGAGAAAAAAUAUACUUCCUCAGUCAGUUCCACGCAUCGACACGAAGAGCCACGAAUGUUCAACGUUUUCCACGUAGAAAGACACACGACAAAUAUCUGCCAAUCGAAAAUCCAAGAGUCGGUUCAGGAACGAUGUCGAAAGUGUACACGGCGGAGGAGGUGUCCAAGCACAACUACGAGGAGGAUCUAUGGAUCGUGUACAAGGACAGCGUGUACGAUAUCACGAAAUUCGUCAAAGAGCACCCUGGCGGCGAGGAAGUGUUGGUGAACUCGGCUGGAAAGGACGCCACCGAGUGUUUCGACGACGUGGGGCACACGCUGGAAGCCAUACAACUUAGGGAAACGUAUAAAAUUGGCACGGUGACUGGCACCUUCCCCAAAGCAGCACCACUCCCCAAGAGCGUCCCAGAAACGACGAUAGAGCAAGACAAUUCGGAACAGAAACCACCAAAGUAUGAAUUAUUAUACUGGAUACCGGUACUAGCAGCUGUCGUUUAUGCAAUAAUAAUGUGGUUCUCUUAGGACCGACGAUCGUUCCAAGUUCCUCGAAUAUUCAUUAGAUCGAUGGAGAAAAUGUACAAUAGCAACGAAUAAAAUUCUUAUCGUAAUCGACGUUCUUCGACCGUCACAUUCUUUCAAGCAAAACAGAGACUAAAGGAUUAAAUAAUAAAUAAAUGUUAAAGGAAAUAUUGCCACCGACCGUGCAAUGCUCGAAGCACAGUCUAUUUUAUCUUGAGGUUUGCUUAUCAAAUUUAUGAUAAGCGUAAUCAUUUAAAAUUCAAAUUGAGAUAUACUAUCUCAUUUCACAAAAAUUGUACACCGCGAAGCCACUUCAUUUAUCGUAUACCCUCGAAUUGAUAGCCGUUGUAAAAAUGAUAUUCGAUUCGAACCGAUGUUACGAACAACAAUUAACUCGAAACGAAAUAUGCAAUUUUUCACGGAGAACCAAAGGUUGGUUACGGAGCUGCAUAAAAAUAAUUAAUUAUACAAACUCAUCGAUUCCACGGAAAGGCUGUAUUUUGUAUUUCUUCCUACAGUUUCAAUUUAAUUAAAAACUGAAACGUUCGGGCGGGAGGAGCAAAAAAAAAAUUUAAUUACUUUUUACAUUAGUUCCCAAGUGGUCUCGCGUCUUUUGUUAUAUGAUAAAACUGUCUGCCUCGUAGAAUCAUAUUUAUGUAAAAUAAUCGAUCGAACAAAAUUUAACGAAGAUUAUUGUACCGCAAAAUUUAUAAAACUUCUGAUUAUCUGUAAAUGGAACACCGAUGAAACAAAAUGAAAUUAUCGUUAGAAAAAUUAGCGUAAGAUAAUUAUAAUCGUCGUCAAACAAGGAAAAGUGCCUUCGUCACGAUGACUGGCAAUUUCUAUCGAGCGAUAGUCUACUUUCUGUCAACAAUUAUUGCUUUCAAUCGUGACGCUUCGAUUAAUUGAUUCGCGAUCAGUACGAUUUGUUAUUUUUUAUUGGAAAGAUCUGGAAACCGAUAUAUCGAAUAAAGGAGAAUUGACUUUGAAUAAUGUCUCGUUAGAUUAUGAUAACUAUUAACACGUUCACUGCCAGAUCAAAACCGUAUAAUAUUCUGCACAAGUAAAAUAUUGAUUUUAGUACUGCGUACUUAUUUUCGUAACCUUGUUAAAAUUCACAAACUC
Colletes gigas is the source of this 1724-nucleotide messenger RNA. RefSeq names its product cytochrome b5-like. Lineage: Eukaryota; Metazoa; Arthropoda; Insecta; Hymenoptera; Colletidae. Gene Ontology annotation, molecular function: heme binding. The transcript has 3 exons. The record is from RefSeq and is a predicted model, not a curated record. The coding region runs from base 18 to 602 and encodes 194 amino acids. Gene Ontology annotation, cellular component: intracellular membrane-bounded organelle; membrane.